Molecule: messenger RNA, 1074 nt
Organism: Stegastes partitus (bicolor damselfish)
Lineage: Eukaryota; Metazoa; Chordata; Actinopteri; Pomacentridae
Product: galanin receptor type 1-like
Exons: 3
Coding region: 1-1074 (357 amino acids)
Biological process (GO): negative regulation of adenylate cyclase activity; G protein-coupled receptor signaling pathway; positive regulation of cytosolic calcium ion concentration
Cellular component (GO): plasma membrane
Molecular function (GO): galanin receptor activity
Source: RefSeq, a predicted model, not a curated record
AUGGAGCUGCAGGCGGAGAACCAGAGCCAGCCGCUGAACGCCGACACGGUGAGGCUGCCGGCCAAGCUCGUCCUGGGGGUCGGGCUGGAUGUUUUCAUUUCUCUGCUCAUAUUCGGACUCAUCUUCGUCCUCGGCGUGCUCGGGAACACUUUGGUGAUCACGGUGCUGGCGCGCAGCAAGCCGGCGCAGCCCAGGAGCACCACCAACAUCUUCAUCCUGAACCUGAGCGUGGCGGAUCUGUCCUACCUGCUCUUCUGCGUCCCCUUCCAGUCCACCAUCUACAUGCUGCCCACCUGGGUGUUCGGCGCCUUCAUCUGCAAGUUCACGCACUACUUCUUCACCGUGUCCAUGCUGGUGAGCAUCUUCACCCUGUCCGCGAUGUCCGUGGACCGCUACGUGGCCAUCGUGCACGCCAGGAAGUCCUCGUCGAUCCGGGUGGGGAGGCACGCCGUGCUCGGGGUGGUGCUCAUCUGGCUGCUGUCUCUGGCGAUGGCGGCUCCGGUGGCGCACUACCAGAGCAUCGUGGAGCGGGAGGACAACAACACGUUCUGCUGGGAAGUGUGGCCGGAGCAGCAGAGGAAGGUCUACGUGAUGUGCACCUUCGUGUUCGGAUACCUGCUGCCCCUCGCCCUCAUCUCUGUGUGCUAUGCAAAGGUUUUAAACCAUCUGCACAAAAAGCUGAAGAAUAUCUCCAAAAAGUCAGAGCUGUCCAAAAAGAAGACCGCUCAGACCGUCCUGGCCGUGGUCGUGGUCUUCUGCCUGUCCUGGCUGCCUCAUCACAUCGUCCAUCUGUGGGUGGAGUUCGGCUCCUUCCCCCUCAACCAGGCCUCCUUUGUGUUCCGGGUGGCGGCUCACUGCCUGGCCUACAGCAACUCCUCCGUCAACCCCAUCAUCUACGCCUUCCUGUCCGAGAACUUCAGGAACUCCUACCGCCAGGUGUUCUGGUGCCGGGCGCCCACCGAGUGUCCGCUCAACGACACCAGGGACCUCCGCAGCCGGAUGGAGGCGGCGCCGUCCACCAACGUCAGCGCCACCUACAAAGCCCACGACUCCCAGAUCAGUAAAAUGCUUUGA